Messenger RNA from Brienomyrus brachyistius, 6654 nucleotides. It is a transcript of the gene col4a1, whose product is annotated as collagen, type IV, alpha 1. Bases 154 to 5064 code for a protein of 1636 amino acids. Gene Ontology annotation, molecular function: extracellular matrix structural constituent. The transcript is spliced from 52 exons. The record is from RefSeq and is a predicted model, not a curated record. Lineage: Eukaryota; Metazoa; Chordata; Actinopteri; Osteoglossiformes; Mormyridae. Gene Ontology annotation, cellular component: collagen trimer; basement membrane.
CUGUGGGCAAAAACUCACAACGGUAUCAAAGCGAAGCAAAGAUGAAGUCAAAUGCGGUCCAUAAACUUCAAUGAUACAAAAGAGACAGAUAAAAUAAGAAGCGACGGACUAUCCCGUUAGGAGAGCGAUCUUAAAAGACUUUCUUAAAUUACCAUGCUGUCACACAUCGUCUUAUUUUUCAUGGUCUUCACUAACCUACACCGGGCUACAGCUGAUGGCUGCUUGGAAUCAUCAUGCGGCAAGUGUGACUGCAGCGGCGUGAAGGGAUCGAAGGGCGAGCAAGGACUGCCCGGUUUGCAGGGGCUCAUGGGCUUUCCAGGACUGCCGGGGCCAGAGGGCCACCCAGGGCCAAUGGGAUCAAAGGGAGACCAAGGAGAGCUCGGUGCUCCAGGACCUAAAGGAAUACGGGGUCCUCAUGGUGUUGCAGGCUACCCAGGAAACCCAGGUCUUCCAGGUAUCCCGGGACAGGAUGGGCCUCCGGGCCCACGUGGAAUUCCAGGGUGCAACGGGACGAAGGGAGAGCGAGGCUUCGAUGGAACCCCCGGCUUGUCUGGUGCGCAGGGACCACCUGGUAUUUCUGGAAGUCCAGGCAUGAAGGGUGAGCCAGGCGGUUUGACUUCGGCUUACAUCCCAGCAAAGGGCGAGAAGGGAAGCCCUGGACACCCAGGCUUGAGAGGACCUCCUGGCAACCCUGGUUUCUCUGGUCCAAUCGGACCACCAGGACCAAUGGGAAUGGGCGGCGACCCUGGUCCACCUGGUCAAAAAGGAGAGAAGGGGAACAUGGUGAAUUUCGUUGGCGAAAAAGGAGAGAAGGGUAUUCAAGGGCUCCGAGGUCCUCCAGGUCCUCCAGGAGAGUUUCCAGAGAGAGAAGGUCCUCCAAUCACAUACAUUAAUGGACCCAAGGGUGACUCUGGUGAGAAAGGAGACAAAGGAGAAAAAGGCUUUUGUCUGCCGUACCUGCAUGGGUUAAAAGGGGAACCCGGUCUGCCAGGGCCCAGGGGUAAACCAGGCAAGGAUGGAGAGAAAGGAAUCAAUGGGGAGGCAGGUUAUCCUGGAGAACCAGGGCGCAACGGACUGCUGGGCCAAAAAGGAGAGAAGGGUCUUCCUGGGAAUGGUUAUGCUCCAGGUUCUCCUGGACAACGUGGUCCGCCAGGCGUGAAAGGAGAAAGAGGUCCACCUGGUAGUCCAGGAGAUAUUGGUCCACCAGGCAGACUCGUGUUGGGUCCACCAGGCCCUCCUGGGUUACCAGGGGAGAUCGGUCAGAAGGGGGACAAUGGUGCUGAUGGCUUGUCGCUACGAGGACCGACUGGCCGACAGGGGCCUCCAGGACCCCCCGGUCCACCCGGGCCUGUAGGUGUUUUAGAUUGCGAUAUAAAACACGGACCCCCCGGCCCCCCUGGCCCUCCCGGUCUCCAGGGAGAAGUAGGACAGAAAGGGGACCAAGGAGAUGUUUGUGUGAAUUGCCAGGCCGUUGGAUUUCCUGGUCCUCCGGGGCCUCAGGGGCCUCCAGGACAUCAAGGUUUCCCUGGGCCAUCCGGUCCCAAAGGAGAAAGUGGUGAACCUGGAGCCCGUGGUCCUUCAGGGAAUCCUGGUUUGGAUGGCUCCAGAGGUCUGAUGGGUGCUCCGGGUGCCCAAGGAGCACCAGGUGACUACUUAGUGGCACCCGGACUGAAAGGCGACAAGGGCAACCCAGGCUUUAAAGGCACCAGAGGAUCUCCAGGCUUCAACGGACUUCCGGGGAAAGAAGGCUUGCCAGGUUUGCCAGGAGAAAAGGGAGAACCGUCAACCAUGGGCACUAAAGGAGAUCGCGGCAAAGACGGGGACUCGGGUCUGAUUGGGCCCCGCGGAGAGAGAGGCCCCCCAGGCCAGACCGCAUUUGGCUAUCCUGGCAUGCCUGGAGAUAAGGGGAGUCGUGGGGAAUCAGGUAGACCUGGAGCACCAGGGCGGGAAGGCCUGAAAGGUGAAGCUGGAAAAGGGAUUAGCCUGCCUGGUCCACAAGGUGCACCUGGGUCCUCGGGGCCGGUGGGAAGGCCUGGGAAUCCCGGCAGUCAAGGGGAACAGGGCACCCCUGGCUUUCCCGGUCAGCAAGGACUGAAAGGUGACAAAGGGCUGCCAGGCGUUGGCCAAGCUGGUCUGCCUGGGCCAAAAGGGUAUUCGGGGGUCCCGGGUGCACCAGGACUACCAGGAGAACCAGGUCAACACGGAAAGGAUGGACCUACUGGAUAUUCUGGUGACCCUGGCCAAAAGGGUGAACCAGGCCGAGGCCUUCCAGGGCCUAAGGGCAUCAUGGGUCCCCAGGGAACAACAGGGUUUCCAGGUGAGAAGGGAAGGGUGGGGCCACCUGGCAUCCCAGGGAAAGAAGGGCUGACUGGCCAUCCAGGACUUCAGGGAAUUUCAGGUGACAUUGGACCACCUGGGAAGCCUGGAGUUGAGGGCCCUCCUGGGCCUCCAGGGCCAGGUGACCCUGGACCUCCAGGACUGCACGGGCCGCCUGGUGCUCCCGGAAACACUGGACAACCUGGUGUGAAAGGAAACAAAGGUGACCCAGGUGGGCCUGGGUUAGAUAUGCCUGGACCAAGGGGAGAGAAAGGUGAUCAAGGGUUCCCUGGACACCAAGGACAAAAGGGGUCAGUAGGUCAUCAAGGCCCUCCUGGCAGAGAUGGAUUCCCUGGGCUACAGGGUCUUAAGGGAGAAAGGGGAGGUAUCGGAAGUCCGGGAACUCCUGGAUAUCAGGGUGCUUCUGGCAAUCCUGGCGCCCCUGGGCAACGAGGUGACCCUGGUUUGCCUGGGCUGCGGGGCAACUUUGGAGAGCAUGGACCUAAAGGAGAAAGAGGAGACCCAGGCCUACGGGGGCCUCCUGGAAACAUGACCGACAGUGAGAUGAACAGCAUGAAGGGCGACAAGGGUGACGCUGGGGAACAAGGCGUCCACGGGCAUACCGGACUGAAAGGGUAUCACGGAGAGCCAGGGCAGCCUGGAAUGCCUGGAAAAGACGGAAUGCCUGGAUCACCUGGUCAGCCAGGUGAUAAAGGUGAUCGCGGUGAACCUGGGGACCCCGGGAGGACGGGAUAUCCUGGAUCGAAAGGGAAUGCUGGAGAUAUGGGACUUCCAGGAUCAGAUGGACCAAAGGGGGUUAAAGGAGUGGCAGGAACCCCAGGGCACCGUGGGUUGUCAGGCACCACUGGGGAUAAGGGGCAAAAGGGAGAUGCUGGCUUACCAGGAAUUGGGAUGCCAGGACCCCCAGGAGAGAAGGGAGAGAAAGGCUUCUCCGGUUCAAUUGGAUUUCCGGGGGAAAAAGGCCAGAAAGGCAGGAUGGGUGAUCUUGGAAUGCCAGGCACGAAAGGAACGAAGGGGGACAGGGGCUACGAUGGCCCCCAAGGAACUCCUGGGCAGCCAGGCGAGAAGGGAGUUUUCGGGCUGCCCGGCGUACCAGGGGAUCCAGGUUCACAAGGCCGACCAGGUGAAGCAGGUCGGCAGGGCCCACCUGGGCAACCUGGGGAGAAGGGCCUGCCUGGACAGGAUGGUAUCCCAGGAUCCACUGGGGAGCGGGGUGAUUCAGGUUUACCCGGCAGAGGUUUCCCUGGUCCACCUGGACAAGCUGGAAUUAAAGGUGAAAAAGGCAGCGAUGGUCUCCCAGGCAUCUCUGGAAUACCUGGUGUCCCUGGGACUAAAGGAGAUAAGGGCCGGACAGGAGACCAGGGCCAGCAGGGGCAGCCGGGACAGCAGGGAUUUCCGGGACCCUCCAUGGAAGGACCCAAAGGGGACAGGGGCCCCCCUGGAGGUCUGGGGUGGCCAGGUGAUAUUGGAGCCCCUGGGCCAGCUGGAGUUCCUGGAAAUAUCGGGGCUAGAGGAGAUAAAGGAGACAUUGGCUUCCAAGGGUCUCCAGGCUCCAAAGGAUUUAAGGGUGACAGAGGAUCUCCUGGCUAUCCUGGAGCCUACGGUCUGCCUGGCAUCAAUGGACAGAAGGGGGAGAAGGGGCUGCAUGGAUCGCCUGGAUUCCCAGGACUGAAAGGGGAUAAGGGCUUCUUGGGAACCAAAGGAGAACAAGGAGACAGGGGCUACCCUGGAGCUAAAGGUAACGAGGGCCCACCAGGGCCACCUGGCCCCCAUGUCUUUAUAAAAGGGGACAUCGGCCCCCCAGGUCCUCCAGGGCCACAGGGGCCUCAAGGGAUCCUGGGACAUCCUGGGAUGAAGGGGUAUCAAGGUAUGACAGGACAGAUGGGUAUCAAAGGAGAAGAAGGCCAACCAGGGUAUGAUGGCAGACCAGGGGUCAAGGGUGAACCAGGUCCCAUUGGGCCUUCCGGUUCUCGAGGUUUCCCAGGCCCUCCGGGACCAGACGGCGUGCCUGGGCCGGCUGGGCUUCCGGGACCUGCUUCCAAGGAACAUGGGUUCUUGGUGACACGUCACAGUCAAUCGGUGGAAUCAGCCUUGUGUCCGCAUGGCACCACACUCUUGUAUGAGGGCUACUCUCUCCUAUAUGUCCAGGGCAAUGAACGUUCCCAUGGACAGGACCUGGGAACAGCCGGGAGCUGCCUGAGGAAGUUCAGCCCCAUGCCUUUCCUCUUUUGCAACAUCAACAAUGUCUGCAACUUUGCAUCGAGGAAUGACUAUUCCUACUGGCUGACGUCACCUGAGCCGAUGCCCAUGAAUAUGGCUCCCAUUACUGGGGAGAACAUCAAGCCUUUCAUCAGCAGGUGUGCUGUCUGUGAGGUCCCUGCUAUGGUGAUCGCAUUGCAUAGCCAGUCUCUCCAUAUCCCAUCAUGCCCUGUGGGCUGGGACUCCCUCUGGAUUGGCUACUCCUUCGUCAUGCACACAAGUGCAGGAGCCGAGGGAUCUGGCCAAGCCUUAGCCUCUCCCGGAUCCUGCCUCGAAGAGUUCCGCAGCGCGCCUUUCAUCGAGUGCCAUGGCCGAGGCACCUGCAACUACUACGCCAACUCCUAUAGCUUCUGGCUGGCCACCAUUGAAGACAAUGAGAUGUUUAGGAAACCCGAACCUGCGACAUUGAAAGCGGGAACCCUACGGACCCACAUCAGCAGAUGCCAGGUCUGCAUGAAGAGGACAUAAUGCAGUUGUUGCUUUGACUGAGGUUUAACAAACAAUGGUGCUACUUGAUGAAGUGAAGGACAGGUUUAUUUCGGGAAUAGGCGCUGCCCCCCCCCCCCCCCCCCAAGUUACAUGCCAAAACUAUAGCGCAGCGAACAGAAUACCAAGUUGCCAGUCCUCCUGGUACCUAGCUCACCAAGGAUGGCUGAGAGACCCAGCCGAAAGCUUUCUUCAUUCAAUGGCACUUUGUUUAUUACUGCACUGAUAAUAUCCUAUGUAAACAGGUGUCCAUUUACGGUUGCGUGUGUAUCAGGUGCUACCCAAUAUCCAAUUUACCUUUCAACGCAUUCUUGUACUUCUGUUGGUCCCUCGUUACAUUUCUUUCCUUUUUACAGAUGAUAUCUAACUUCAAGUUCUAGACCUUUUAUUUAAAGAUGUACUAAUGUUAUGAAAGGGGUUGGUACAGGAUACACUUUGUUGUAAAUAUAUUGACUAAACACAGCAAAUACAAUUCAGACAACCAUAUCAAUUUAUAACACUUUUUUAUUUAUGAGGGAUAAAACAUGUAAAAUGGAUACAAUAAGCCAAAGGAUAAAUAAAGAAUAUGGCCAAUAUAAGUAAGUUAUUCCACUGUGAGGUAUAACAUAAUUUAGGCACAUAAGUUAUAACAUAAAGGAUUAUGUAUAGCACAGAAAGUGAGGUCAUGGCCUUCCUGUGCUUGUCUAUUCUCCAAAAACCAGCCUCCCCAUAGCAAGAGGUGCCAAUUGUACACACAGCAAGUGAAGAACCUGAUGCUCUCGGCUUAGCUUUUUGUGUAGUAAUUUUCAUGGGACGUAACUGAUCAACAAACACACUUCCCCCGGGCUCUGAAUCCCCAUGUUUGCGUAUCGUAUCCUUCAUGGUUUUGUAGGUUGAAUGCACAUACGCUUAAUAAACCACGCAAAUGCAUACACACACACACGCAUACACACACACACGCAUGCACACACACACGCAUACACACACACACGCAUACACACGCACACACACACACACGCACACACACACACACACACAUCAUUCCUGCACUGAAGUACUUGAUUUUUAAACUCAUUUCCUUCAGUUUUCCUCAGUGUAUAAAUGCUAUGUUAUGUGGCUAUUCUCAGUUUGGCAGGUGUUAGUUAGAUAGUUUAUUGAUUAAUUUCCGAAAUUUUUACCGGAGAGUAGUUGGUAUAAAUAUGAACAAAGGAUGCUGAUACACUUAAGGGGGAGGGCAAGUAUUCACCUGGUUACAGUGUCCCAGUGGUCCUUCCCUAGUUUAACACAGUCACAGCUCUGGAGAGACACUGCUUGGUGCCUAAGGUGCGUGCAGUGUCCAAUACAGUGACAGAAGUGCCAGUGAACUGACCUCAGGCACAGUGUGUUCCUUCUGGACAUCCUCUUUCAGAUUUACCACAACCUCUAACACAUGAACGUGGCCAAUCAUUUAGGUGAUUUUUUUUAAAUGGGGGAGAACUAGCUUUAUUGUCAGGUUACUCAUAUUAACACGUAAAGCUGGAGAGCCAGCUUGUAUUCCCACCUCCAAAAUCUGUAUUGUAUAAAUCAUACAAUAAAAUAAUUUUUAUAAAAUUA